AUGACGAGUACAUUUGGCAAUGUGCGCGAUCGAGCCGUACUGCGAAAUAUGCACCGAACUCUGGUCGGUCACAGACUCCAAGAAAUGUGUCGUCUGCCCACCGUGACCACACCGAGCGUCUCUAACUCUCGUCCUGAACAGGUUGCAUCGGAGCCGGAUACCGCGACUAAACAUCCGAGGAAACAUUCACUCUGGGAAUACAAACCAUCGAUUCAAAAGGGGCAAAUCCCUCGCAUCCCAUCCAAAAAGGAUGCCUCGGAACUAAAAACAACGCUUCCUUCGGUAAACAGUGGUUGGGCCCAUGUCAGACAUGCCAACAAUCACCUAAACCCGACUUCCGUUGCAUUACGCACCAAGUCUUUGCGUAAUCGCUACAGCCACCAAGCUGGCUAUGAUACGGUAACCCCGGUGGUCAGUGGUUUGAAAACCUUGUGA
Molecule: messenger RNA, 435 nt
Organism: Opisthorchis viverrini
Lineage: Eukaryota; Metazoa; Platyhelminthes; Trematoda; Opisthorchiida; Opisthorchiidae
Exons: 3
Coding region: 1-435 (144 amino acids)
Source: RefSeq, a predicted model, not a curated record